UCAGUCUCAGCUGGUCUUUGAGUCUCUUCUCUCUAGUGAAACUAAGCUCCCAGCCAAUCUUCAGACAUGAGGAUCCUUUACCUGCUCUUUGCUGUUCUCGUCUUCCUCUUCCAGGCUACUCCAGGUGUUGCUGAUGUGGGUCCUCCUCCUGCUGACACUCUGGCGUGUAAAGCCCAAGGAGGUUUCUGCCGGUUGCUGAACUGUCCCCCAGUCUUUUCUGUCUCAGGAACUUGCCACGGUGGACAGCUGCAAUGCUGUACAAGGAUUCCAAGAGCAUAAGAAGAUAAUUUUUGGGGUCAAUAAAACCAGCAACAGUCUUACUGCCAGGAGGAAAUGUUUUUGAUCAACUCAUCCUUUCUCUAAGCUCUCCUGCAAAUGAUCAUUAAAAUAAGU
Messenger RNA from Trachemys scripta elegans, 393 nucleotides. Its product is annotated as gallinacin-10-like. NCBI's taxonomy places the organism in Eukaryota, Metazoa, Chordata, Testudines, Emydidae. The transcript has 3 exons. Gene Ontology annotation, cellular component: extracellular region. Gene Ontology annotation, biological process: defense response to Gram-positive bacterium; defense response to Gram-negative bacterium; innate immune response in mucosa. Bases 67 to 279 code for a protein of 70 amino acids. The record is from RefSeq and is a predicted model, not a curated record. Gene Ontology annotation, molecular function: CCR6 chemokine receptor binding.